AUGGAUGCACUCCAGAUUGGUGGGAUAGACCUCGAACGAAUUCAGUUUGGUUUGAUCACCCACGCUUUGAAUUCGCAUUUGUUGACUGAAGAUGCGGACGGCUUCCUCGGACUGGGACCCCAGGCUUCUAGAACCAAUUUUGAGCGCACAUUUAUGGAUUAUAUGGCCGAUCAAAAGCUCUUCGGGUGUCGGAGAUUCGGAUUUAUAUUCAACAAUGGGGUGGAGGGCGCCGGCUACAUUGCUUUCGGUAAUGACGUCGAGACACACAUCAAAGGGGAGCUGGUUUUUGUGGACUCUACAAGUGUUACGAAUUGGCAAACUGAGCUUACCAAGAUCAUGGUAGGAGAGCAUACUGUGUACGUCGGUGCUCGGGCUACCCUCUUCGACACACUUUAUAAAUCUGUCGUGUUACCCAGCGAGGUCGCGAAGAAAAUCAACGAAUUGCUCGAGCCCACAGGUAGUGUCGGGCCUUUCACAGUCAUGGACUGUGAAAUGAAACAAGGCUUACCUGAUAUCACGUUCGCAUUUGGAAGUACGCAACUUGUUCUCAAAAGCCAUCAGUAUUUGGCCCGGAUUGAGAAAGAUGGCCGGGACUAUUGUGUGAAUAUAUUCGCAGAGGCCGAUCCAACAGCCUUCCCGUCCGCCAUAAUGGGAAUGAGUUUCAUUUCGAAAUUUGACACUUUGUUCGAUUUGGACCUAAUGAGGAUUGGAUUUGCGUCAUUGGGCCGAUGA
This is a messenger RNA of Opisthorchis viverrini, 732 nucleotides long. RefSeq lists its product as hypothetical. NCBI's taxonomy places the organism in Eukaryota, Metazoa, Platyhelminthes, Trematoda, Opisthorchiida, Opisthorchiidae. Gene Ontology annotation, biological process: proteolysis. Gene Ontology annotation, molecular function: aspartic-type endopeptidase activity. The record is from RefSeq and is a predicted model, not a curated record. The transcript has 4 exons. The coding region runs from base 1 to 732 and encodes 243 amino acids.